GUAGGAGCUGCUUUGAGAAUGAGAGAAAUGCUCUUCUAAGCUUCAAACGUAACGUUUCUCACCUAUCAUUCAGCUCUCUCUCCUCAUGGGGAGCCAGUAGAGAUGAUGACUGCUGCAAAUGGGAAGGAAUUGGUUGCGACAACAGAACUGGCCAUGUUGUUGCUCUUCAUUUGGGGGAUGCAGGCUUACAAGGGGGGAGUUUCCUGGAUUUUCUCAACAAAUCUAUGGGAUUGUAGACUCUAUCGAAGAAUAUUUAUUUGAUUAUGAAUGGCUUAUGUGGAAGGGUGAAGAGGUGGAGUAUGGUAAGAACCUCAAAUUCAUGAAGCUCAUUGAUCUCUCGAGUAAUAAAUUGGUUGGAGAAAUCCCAGUUGAGAUAACUGAUUUGCAUAUACUUAAUUCACUAAACCUGUCGAGAAACAAACUGGCCGGUUUCAUCCAAAACAAGAUUGGUCAGAUGAGCUCGCUAGAGAAUCUCGACUUGUCAAACAAUCAACUAUCUGGAGCAAUACCAUUUAGCCUGGCUAGUAUAUCAUUUCUUGCUCGCUUGGACUUGUCGAACAAUAAUUUGUCUGGUUGUAUUCCACUUGGCCCUCAGUUGCAAGGAUUCACUUAUGAGGCUUAUCAGGGAAAUCCAAAACUACGAGGGCCUCCACUCCCAACAAAGUGUCAUAGAAGUGAACCUGGAAAUGCUCCACAACAAGGACGAAUUGAUGAAAUUGAAGAUGAUGAACAUUGGAUUAUCUGGGACUUUGACUUCUUUGUGAGUAUGGCACUUGGAUUCAUUCUUGGUUUUUGGGGAGUAUGCGGAACAUUAAUACUCAAGCGUUCUUGGCGACAUGCAUAUUUCCAAUUUUUAGAAAACAAAAAAGAGAAGAUUUGCACUGCCAUUCUGGUAUAUGGAGCCAAAUUGAAGAGAGGUAUGGGAGCUAGCUAGAUUGAAAUAAAAGGAUCAACUCAUCUUCUUGAACUGCAGGAAGUACGAAGACCAUUGGAGUACCUCCGAUCCGAUCUAUGUCAUCAUUCUAAAUAAAGUUCAAUCAUGUGUAUUUGUGUGUUUGUAUUCAUAUUUCAAGUCAUGUAAUUCUAUUUUGUUCUGUAUUGUGUGUAUUGAGGUUUUACUAUCAUCGUACGAUAGCC
Messenger RNA from Ipomoea triloba (trilobed morning glory), 1137 nucleotides. RefSeq names its product receptor-like protein EIX2. The transcript has 3 exons. The coding region runs from base 119 to 934 and encodes 271 amino acids. Gene Ontology annotation, molecular function: protein binding. NCBI's taxonomy places the organism in Eukaryota, Viridiplantae, Streptophyta, Magnoliopsida, Solanales, Convolvulaceae. The record is from RefSeq and is a predicted model, not a curated record.